Messenger RNA from Chelmon rostratus (copperband butterflyfish), 2422 nucleotides. RefSeq names its product cytochrome P450 1B1-like. Gene Ontology annotation, molecular function: oxidoreductase activity, acting on paired donors, with incorporation or reduction of molecular oxygen; iron ion binding; monooxygenase activity. Lineage: Eukaryota; Metazoa; Chordata; Actinopteri; Chaetodontiformes; Chaetodontidae. The transcript is spliced from 2 exons. The record is from RefSeq and is a predicted model, not a curated record. Bases 36 to 1607 code for a protein of 523 amino acids.
UUUUUGAGGAAGAAGUGUGCAGAGUAUUUGUCACAAUGGCACUGGACACUGAGUUUGGUGUGAAGGGCAGCAGCAUCAUCAGGGAGUGGAGCGGACAGGUCCAGCCUGCUCUGGUUGCCUCCUUCGUCUUCCUCUUCUGUCUGGAAGCCUGUCUCUGGGUCAGGAACCUCCGGCUCAAGAGGAGGCUGCCGGGACCCUUCGCCUGGCCCGUGGUGGGCAACGCCAUGCAGCUGGGCCAGAUGCCCCACAUCACCUUCGCCAAGCUGGCCAAAAAGUACGGCAACGUGUACCAGAUACGGCUCGGCUGCAGUGAUAUCGUGGUCCUGAAUGGGGACAGGGCGAUCCGCCAGGCUCUGAUACAGCACAGCAGAGAGUUUGCAGGCAGACCCAACUUUGUCUCUUUCCAGACUGUCUCAGGGGGUAAAAGUAUGACUUUCACCAAUUACAGCAAACAGUGGAAGAUGCACAGGAAAAUUGCUCAAUCAACGAUCAGAGCAUUCUCAUCUGCCAGCAGCCAGACCAAAAGAGCCUUUGAGCAGCAAAUUGUGGCUGAAGCCACAGAGCUAGUUGAGAUUUUCCUUCAACUCAGUGCUCAGGGCCAGCAUUUCAACCCUGCCCAUGAGCUGACAGUAGCUGCAGCGAAUGUGAUUUGUGCCCUGUGCUUUGGAAAACGUUAUGGACAUGAUGAUGUGGAGUUUAGAGCCUUGUUACACAGGGUAGAUAUGUUUGGACAGACAGUAGGGGCUGGCAGCUUGGUUGACGUGAUGCCAUGGCUUCAGUCUUUCCCGAAUCCAGUCCGCAGCAUGUUCCAGAACUUCAAACUCCUGAAUCAAGAGUUCUUUGGGUUUGUCCAGCACAAGGUGGCUGAGCACAGAGAGACAUUUGACCCACAAAUAACGAGGGACAUGAGUGAUGCCUUUAUCGGCGUGAUUGACAAGGCUGACAGUGAUAACGGACUCACCAAAGGCCAUGCAGAGGGGACGGUGUCAGAUCUGAUUGGUGCAGGUCUGGACACCAUCUCCACCGCUCUCUGCUGGAUUCUGCUCCUGCUGACCAAACACCCUGACAUGCAAACCAAACUCCAUGAGCUCAUUGACGAGGUGGUGGGGCGGAGCAGGCUGCCAACUGUCGAGGACAGGAGCAGCCUGGCCUACCUGGACGCCUUCAUCUACGAGACCAUGCGCUUCACCAGCUUCGUCCCCGUCACCAUCCCCCACUCCACAACCUCUGACGUCACCAUCGAAGGUCUCCGCAUCCCCAAAGACACGGUGGUCUUCAUCAAUCAGUGGUCCGUCAACCAUGACCCCCUGUUGUGGAAGGAUCCGCAUAUCUUUGACCCUUCACGCUUCCUGGAUGAAAAGGGCUCCCUAGACAAGGAUCUCACCAACAAUGUUAUGAUCUUCUCAGCGGGGAAGAGAAGGUGCAUUGGGGACCAGAUCGCCAAAGUUGAGAUAUUUUUGUUCUUUGCAAUUCUCCUCCACCAAUGUAGCUUUGAGAAAUGUGCCAGCGGUGACCUGUCCUUGAACUGCUCCUACGGUUUAACACUGAGGCCUUUAGAUUACAAGAUCACUGCCAAACUCAGGGGAGAAUUACUUAUAGGCCAGUAAAAAAUCUCUCCCGUUAAAGAACAGCAAUGCAAUAUAAGGUAUGUGUACUAAUAUAAAUAUCUAUGUCUUGUAUUGGAGGAUUUUUAUGUAAUAAGCUUUAAUUAACCCCAAAAUGCAAAAGAUAAGCUCGCCGCUGACACCUAAAAUUGUUGCUGUUAUUUCACUCAGCUACUGCCAGGUUAUGCAUGUAAAAGGCAUUAGAAAGCAGGCAAGUUAUAUCUGAACUCGACAGGAAUUUCACUCCUGGACUCUAAAGGACUGUGACUGACUGAGAAAACCUAAAUAUAUCUGUAUGGCUCUGCCACAAUGUGUAAGAAAUAAAAAGCUUUGAUGUGUCUGCCCAAAACCACAAUUCACAAUGGACCUUAAGUAUGUAUUGUUAUUUAUAUGAGGGUAUUUAGCCGAGUCACUCUAAAUUGCAAUAUAAACCGGUGGUGAUGAAUAAACUUCACUCAGAGCACUUUGUUUUUUUUCGCUGAUGGGGAGAAAUCAUGUGCCAGCUGUGUGGUCUCAACUGAAUCCUCUGUACAAUUAUUCACUCAGGCACCCAUUUAUCUUUGUGUGUAUCGAACUUUUUCACAUUUGAGUUUAAUAUGAAUCGAGUGUGCAUGUCAACUGCAUUCAUGUAGUCUUAAAUCAUGCAUAAUACUGUUUUAUUUCGGUAAUAGCUCAUGUCACGUGCAACAUAUGUCUAAAGGCCUCAUAUUUAUGGUUAUAGUUAUACUGUCUUCUUCUUUUAGUACGUAAUACACUGUGCAAAGUGACUCUUUAGACAUACCACAUUGUCUGAAUAAUCUGAAUAGUUAAAUAAAGUU